This is a messenger RNA of Mitosporidium daphniae, 1452 nucleotides long. Its product is annotated as Pescadillo-like protein. The coding region runs from base 1 to 1452 and encodes 483 amino acids. Gene Ontology annotation, molecular function: RNA binding. NCBI's taxonomy places the organism in Eukaryota, Fungi, Microsporidia. Gene Ontology annotation, cellular component: nucleolus; PeBoW complex. The record is from RefSeq and is a predicted model, not a curated record. Gene Ontology annotation, biological process: ribosome biogenesis; maturation of LSU-rRNA from tricistronic rRNA transcript (SSU-rRNA, 5.8S rRNA, LSU-rRNA). The transcript has a single exon.
AUGUGCAUUUUGAAGGGCAUAUAUCCUCGAGAUCCAAAGCACAAGUCAAAACUGGCCGCCGGAUCGUCUUCACUUAACAAAACUUACUACCACAUGAAGGACAUUAAACAUUUGGUCAACGAUCCUCUUCUUUCUACCCUAAGAAAGUCCAAGAUUUUCCGAAAGAAAAUUCGCCACUUCCAUGCGCGUGGCGAGUGGGAAACGGCCCGCCGCUAUGAACGCCUACACAAGCCCGAUAUCCCGUUUUCAGAUAUUAUAAGGUCAAGAUAUCCUACCUUCAUCGAUGCGCUAAAAGACUUGGACGAUGCUUUGACCCAUGUUGCUCUGUUUGCAUCUCUCCCCCAAAAUGCAGUGACAUUCCUUGAUGCAUCGAUUUUGAGAUCUUGCUACAGGCUCCUUGGGGAGUUUAGCCGAUACGUGAUGGAGACACAUUCGCUGAGAAAGGUUUUCAUCUCCAUCAAGGGAACCUAUCUGCAAGCCGAGAUUCAUGGCGAAACCAUCACAUGGGUCGUUCCGCACGCCUUCACACUGGAAAUACCCAGAGAUGUCGACAUUAAAGUAAUGGCGACUUUUCUUGAGCUUUACCAUUCCUUUGUCUCGUUUGUUAACUUCAAGUUAUUAAAAGAAAUUGGCUGGGGAUAUCCCACCACAAUCGCUGACGAGGAUUGUGACUCCAACUCGUCCACUGGAUUUCUGUCAAUCUCAAAUCCCCAUGCAAAGGGAUCGAUCGCGGAGACCAAUUUUCCCGCCAUGUCCCCGAAAUUGUCUGAAGACAUUAUCGAUCAGUUCCACGAGACCGACCAGGUAGAAGAUGGCGAGCAACCCAAAGCCGCAUCAACCAAUGAAGAAUCGAUAGCGACAUCUCUGAUUCACCAAAGUGAAGAGAAAAAAAUUCUGUCCACCUUAUUUUCAAAUUUUGUCUUUUUUCUGUCAAGAGAAGUGCCUUUUGACGUGCUGGUUUUGUGUGUCGCAUCUUUUGGCGGCAGGGUUGGAUGGAAUCAUGGCCCGGGCUCGCCAUUUGCAGAAAACGAUACCAGAAUCACGCACCAUGUCGUUGAUCGCCCCGUGUUGACGAACAUGUUUGGCGGACGUAAAUAUGUCCAGCCGCAGUGGAUCUUUGACUCGAUCAACUCCAAAAAGCUGCUGUCAGAGGAUCUCUAUGGUCCCACCGUGACAAGCCUGCCACCCCAUUUAUCGCCAUUUGCCGACGCCUCUGGCAAUGACGAUGAAAACGAGCAAGAUCAGGAUGCCGUUGCUAGAGCAUAUCGAGAGGCCGAUGAGAGUGACAAGGAGGAAGAUCAGUCUCAUGAAUUGGCGCUUUCGAUGAUGAGCAAGAAAAAGAAAAAGCUUUACGAGGCCAUGCAAAGAGGAAUUCGCAACAAAAAGACCGAAAACGAUCGCCUCUCCGCUCGUCGUCGGCAAAUUGCCGGUGGGAACCCCCCACCAUGUUAA